Messenger RNA from Miniopterus natalensis, 2069 nucleotides. RefSeq names its product keratin 71 (gene KRT71). Gene Ontology annotation, biological process: keratinization; intermediate filament organization. Gene Ontology annotation, cellular component: keratin filament. Gene Ontology annotation, molecular function: structural constituent of skin epidermis. The record is from RefSeq and is a predicted model, not a curated record. NCBI's taxonomy places the organism in Eukaryota, Metazoa, Chordata, Mammalia, Chiroptera, Miniopteridae.
UUUGCCUUCGUCCCUCCUGCCUCUGAGUUCUGCCUCCACCAGCAGCAUGAGCCGCCAAUUCACCUGCAAGUCGGGAGCUGCCACCAAAGGGGGCUUCAGCGGCUGCUCGGCUGUGCUCUCAGGGGGCAGCUCGCCCUCCUACCGGGCAGGGGUCAAAGGGCUCAGCGGGGCCUUUGGCAGUCGGAGCCUCUACAGCCUGGGGGGCGCCCGGAGCAUCUCGUUCAAUGUGGCCAGUGGCAGCGGGAAGAGUGGAGGUUAUGGAUUUGGCCGGGGCCGGGCCAGCGGUUUUGCUGGCAGCAUGUUUGGCAGUGUGGCCCUGGGACCUGUGUGCCCGACUGUGUGCCCACCUGGAGGCAUUCACCAGGUCACUGUUAAUGAGAGCCUCCUGGCCCCCCUCAAUGUGGAGCUGGACCCGGAAAUCCAGAAAGUGCGUGCCCAGGAGCGGGAGCAGAUCAAGGCGCUGAACAACAAGUUUGCCUCCUUCAUCGACAAGGUGCGGUUCCUGGAGCAGCAGAACCAGGUGCUGGAGACCAAGUGGGAGCUGCUGCAGCAGCUGGACCUGAACAACUGCAAGAACAACCUGGAGCCCAUCCUGGAGGGCUACAUCAGCACCCUGCGGAAGCAGCUGGAGACGCUGUCCGGGGACAGGGUGAGGCUGGACUCGGAGCUGAGGAAUGUGCGGGACGUGGUGGAGGACUACAAGAAGAGGUAUGAGGAAGAAAUCAACAGGCGGACAGCUGCGGAGAACGAGUUUGUGCUGCUCAAGAAGGACGUGGACGCAGCUUAUGCCAAUAAGGUGGAGUUGCAGGCCAAGGUGGACUCUAUGGACCAAGAGAUCAAGUUCUUCAAGUGUCUCUUUGAAGCCGAGAUCACUCAGAUCCAGUCCCACAUCAGUGACAUGUCUGUCAUCCUGUCAAUGGACAACAACCGGGACCUGAACCUAGACAGCAUCAUCGAUGAGGUCCGGGCCCAGUACGAGGACAUCGCCCUGAAGAGCAAGGCUGAGGCUGAGGCCCUGUACCAGACCAAGUUUCAGGAGCUGCAGCUGGCAGCUGGCCGGCAUGGGGAUGACUUGAAAAACACCAAGAAUGAAAUCUCGGACCUCACCCGGCUCAUACAGAGAAUCCGCUCAGAGAUUGAGAAUGUGAAGAAGCAGGCUUCCAACCUGGAGACAGCCAUUGCUGAUGCCGAGCAGCGGGGGGACAAUGCCCUGAAGGACGCCCGGGCCAAGCUGGAUGAGCUGGAGGCUGCCCUGCACCAGGGCAAGGAGGAGCUGGCCCGCAUGCUGCGGGAGUACCAGGAGCUCAUGAGCCUGAAGCUGGCCCUGGACAUGGAGAUCGCCACCUACCGCAAGCUGCUGGAGGGCGAGGAGUGCAGGAUGUCAGGAGAAUAUCCCUCCCCUGUCAGUAUCUCCAUCAUCAGCAGUACUGGCGGCAGCGGCGCCUACGGCUUCCGGCCCAGCUCGGUCAGCGGCGGCUACGUGGCCAACAGCAGCAGCUGCAUCUCUGGAGUGUGCAGCGUCCGCGGCGGGGAGGCCCGGCGCCGGGGCAGCGCCAGUGACUACAAGGAUACCCUGGGGAAGGGCUCCAGCCUGAGUGCCCCCUCCAAGAAGGCCAGUCGGUAGAGAGGGCUGCCCAGUGCCCUCCUGCCACCCCUGUGUCCCCAGCAGGGGCUCUGGCUCCCACAUGUGCUCUCCCUAGCCCACUGUCAGCCCCCUCCUCCCCCUGCUCGUCCUGCUCUUGUACCUCAGGCUCUGGCCUUGGCCACCUCACUUCUCUCAACCCGUGUCUUGCUGAGCUGGACAGGUGUAGAUGACUAAACCUGGUGAAAUUCCUCCCUUCACACACCCGACGUUCGCCUCUUUGGCUCUGGUCCCCCAGCCAUGCAGUCAGCUCAGCCCCUAGCUCCAGCCUCUGGCUCAGCCACUAUCUGCUCUGUCUGGCCCCUGGAUCUCAGACCCAGGGCCCCUCUCACACUAGGAGCUGGCUCUCUGUCCAAGAAAGGGAGGACUGAAGGACAACCAUGAGAGGCUUGGUCCCCGUCCCAUCCGCUCAGACUCACGACUCAAC